AGUUUUGUUUGUAAUGUAUAAUUUGCCGUCCUGGUUGGUAAUGAAGAGGAAGUUCACUAUGCUGACACUGUUGAUAUCAGGCCCUUCACAGCCUGGUAACAAUAUUGAUGUUUACUUAGCUCCUCUUGUUGAAGAUCUAAGUCAACUGUGGUGUGAUGGUGUUAGUGCUUAUGAUGCCCAUAGGAAUGAAAAUUUCAAUCUUAGAGCAAUAUUAAUGUGGACAAUUAAUGAUUUUCCUGCCUUUGGCAAUCUUUCUGGUUAUAGUGUGAAAGGGUAUAAGGCAUGUCCUAUAUGUGAGGAGAAAACUUGUUCUCAAUAUUUAAAACACUCGAGAAAGAUUAGCUAUAUGGGACAUCGAAGAUUUUUGCCUUCUAACCAUGUAUUUCGAACUUGGAAAAAAGCAUUCGACGGGAAGCAAGAAUUUGAAGUGGCUCCGCCACCUUUACUUGGAGAACAAUUAGUAGUAAAGUUGAGUAAUGUCAAAUUCAAGCUUGGAAAGCGAAAAGUGACCCCUAAGAAAAGAAAGGGAAAACGUGACAAUUGCGAGCAAGUCACAGCUCAACCUGAUGGACCAUGGAAAAAGAAAUCAAUAUUUUUUGAGCUCGAGUACUGGAAGCAUUUGGUUUUACGUCAUAAUUUAGAUGUAAUGCAUAUUGAGAAGAAUGUGUCAGAUAGCCUAAUCAAUACCUUGUUUAAUGUUCCUGGUCGGUCCAAAGAUGGAAUUAAGUCUCGUCUAGAUUUGAAGGAUUUAGGAAUGCGAGCAAAUUUACACCCACAAGUUGUUGGUAAAAAAACUUAUUUGCCACCAGCAUGUUAUGCCUUCACUAAAGAAGAAAAACGCUCUGUGUGUAAUUCUUUGUCUCAGGUGAAGGUACCUGAAGGAUAUUCUUCAAAUAUCUCAAGUUUGGUUAAUAUUGAGAAACUUAUUUUGACCGGCCUGAAGUCUCACGAUCAUCAUACACUGAUUCAACAUAUUUUACCCGUGAGCAUUCGAAAUGUUUUGCCAAAAAAAGUUCGACAUGUUAUCACAAGGUUAUGUUUAUUCUUCAAGUGUCUUUGUUGUAAAGUGGUUGACGUGACCAAGCUAGAGAAGCUCCGAUUAGAAAUCACUGAAGUAUUGUGUUACUUGGAACAAUAUUUUCCACCUUCCUUUUUUGACAUAAUGGUUCACUUAACUGUUCAUUUGGUGAGAGAGCUAAAGUUAUGCGGGCCUGUGUACUUGAGAUGGAUGUACCCAUUUGAACGAUACAUGAAAAUUUUAAAGGGUUACGUAAGAAAUAGAAACAGGCCUGAGGGUUCCAUUGUUGAAUCAUAUAUCGUUGAAGAAUCAAUAGAAUUUUGUGUAGAUUAUUUGGCAAAUGUUGUCAGCAUUGGAUCGUGUCCUCCUCGAUUUGAUAAUGAAAUAAGUAAAGGGGGUGGGGGUCUUGUUAUUUGUGAGGUGAGUCGAGGUGAUAGAGACGAAGCACAUCGACUCGUUUUACAAAAUAUCGAUGAGGUAGAUAAUUAAUUAUUAACAAACUUAUUUAAAAAAAUUAAAAAAUGGUAAUUGAAACUUAAAUUAAUAAAUUAUCUAAUUUUGAAGGGAACAUUUUAAUUGGAUCAAAAUCACUUACCCGAGUAAGUCGAGAAAUAAAAAAUGGGUACAAGAUGAACAUUAUCGAACUUUUAGUACAUGGUUUGAAAAAAAGGUACUAUGAUUUUGUUGUUUAUUUUGUUUUGAUUUAUUCUUGCAAGUAUAUAGUUAAUAAGUUUAUUUUUGAUCUAGGUAUCCCAAGAUCAAAGUGACCCUACAAAAACAGUGUCUGAAUCACUGUUUUCUUUAUCACGAGGCCCUUCCUGCAAUGUUCUAAAGUAUCAAUCGUACUAUAUCAAUAAUACUCAUUUUAACACGAUUGAUCGUGAUAAAUGUAGAAAAACACAAAGUAGCGGUGUUAUGAUUGUUGCCAAGGCUUUCCAAAUAGCUAGUUCGAAAGAUAAAAAUCCUGUUGAAUGCGAUAUGACCUUCUAUGGUGUAAUACAAGAAAUUUGGGAAUUAGAUUAUACUAGUUUUCGAAUCCCAGUUUUACUUUGUGAUUGGGUAAGAAGUGACAAUGGAGUUAAAGAUGAUGAAUUAGGAUUCAAAUUAGUGGACUUGAAUCGAGUAGGACACAAAAAUGAUAGGUUUAUAAUGGCAUCACAAGCCAUUCAAGUGUUUUACAUGAGUGAUCCAUUAGAUGACCGCUGGUCCGUUGUCCUCACAACACAACCGAAAGACUAUGAAAAAAAAGAGUCUAGUGGGGAUGAUCUCAUGCUUAGUGACCAAACUUUUGAAAUCAAUCCACCGCCUGUUGAUGUGACUGUUGGGGAUGACAUCAUAUCUUCACGUGAGGAUGGAGAAGGAUUAUGGGUUGAUAUGGAUUGAUAUCAAUAUUAACCCAUAAUCGAUAUUCGCAUUGAUACGCGAUGUAAUGGUGCGUUCUUUAUGGAUGAUCCAAAUUUGAAUUUGGACCUCUUCUGUCAAUUUGUUGCUGAUGACAGCGAAGAUGAUGUACAACAAGAUCACCAAGAAGAAGAGGGGAAUGAAUCAGGCCCCGGUGUACGUGGUAAAUAUAUUGGUAGAGAGAUGAUAAAGAUGAGGAGCGACGGGAAGAAGAAGGAAGUCGAGUACAACUCAUGGGGUCAAGCUAUUAGUGAUGGUGCAAACAAACUUCAUAGUGAGAUUGGUAAAUAUGUUCGCCACCACGUUACAUUGCUUGUGGAUGAUUGGCGACUUAUAUCGAAAGAAGUGAAAGAUAAGUUGUGGAAUGAAAUGCUGGUAAUUUUUUAUUCAACUAUAAUAAAUUAAAUUAAUUACAUUUGUUUAUCUUUAACCGGUGAUGUGUUACAUUAAUUUCUACAGAGUAUGUUUAUAACUGGCACAAAGACGAAAUCCUAUGUGUUGUCAGUUGGUGGUGAUAGGUGGAGGGAAUUUAAAUCCUACCUAACAAACUUCAUCUACACACACAAAGAUGACAAUCCACAACUUUUAGACAAGCCCCCAAAGCUUUAUGAAAAUGUGAUUGACCCUGAAGAGUGGAAAGCAUUUGUUGACUAUAGAUUAAGUGAAGAAUGGCUUGUAAAACGAAAGUCAGCACAAAGCAGCAGGAAACAAAACAAAUACAACCACCGCACUGGACGAGGUGGUGUUAGGAAGGUCCGAGAGAAGAUGGAGAAAGAAUUGGGUCACCAGAUAGAUGACGUUGAUCGAGCUGAUUUGUGGAUCAACAUGUACAAGAAGAAGAAGGAAUGACCUUAAAAAGCAGGUCGAAGAGGGAACACUAGUACUCGAAGGCUCUAAGGAUAUUCUGACCCUUGCGCUUGGCACAAAUGAACACGGUGGACGUGUUAGAGGCAUGGGGAGGAACGUCACCCAGACACAAUAUUUUAAGACCCCACGCCCUACCAAAAAGAUACAGUCAACAAUUGAUGACAAUCGAAUGACUGAGGUGGAGAAGAGACUUCAAGAGACUGAUGAAAUGUAUCGCCAAACUCAACAACAAUUAAAGGAACUUCUCCAACAAUUGAACACUCAACAUAGCAACGUGGUUGGGACUUCACAUGCAUCUGGUUCAGGUAUAGGAGGAGCAUCAAAUGAACAAGUGAAUAUUUCACUGCAGAGUGUCUCUGCUCAACCACGAGUGCCACCACCGAAUGUCUUUGCCCGACCAGUAGCACCACCACUUAGUGUAUCUAAUCUACCAUCAGUGCCACUUCCUGCAAAUGUCUCUGCUCCACCGACACCACCACCAGAUACAACAAUGUCUGAGAAGAAAGCAAAGUGUUCGAUGUACUUGGUUACCAAACAACCCAAAAAUAGUACUAAGUGUGUUGCAAAGGGGUAUUUGGUGAUAGAAAAUGUGACCACCUUGGAAUUACAUAAUGAAAAGUUUGACCCAAAGCGCUUUUGUCGAGUCUUCAUUGAAGAAGUUUUUUACGAAAAUGCAAGGCUCCCAUGCCCUGUCACACAAGAAAGCCUCACCACCGUAGGCGAAGUGGUGAAUUCCUAUGUAGCCUGGCCAAUUCCACUUGUCAAGAUUGAUGGUGUACACCAGACACAGGAGAAGGGCAAGAAGAGGGAUUAUGACAGUAAUAUGGUUGGUCCACCGACUCAACCUUUGAAACACCCUCGAAGGCCAGAUAAGCUUCCAAUAGCUCGUUAUACUCCGCCAGAGAAAAGUGUCACAUUGAGUUUGCUAGAGAUGAUGGUCGAGCAGUGGCCAAAGGAAAGAAUGUCCUUGAAGUUGACAUUGGUGAGGAUGUGUUCGGGGUAGAGCACAAAACAUACUUAUCAAAAAACGACAUACUUGACAUUUGCAAUCUCAAAUGGAUCGGAUCUGUUCCAAUGUCUGUGUGGUGCAGUAUAAUGCAGCGUGAACUAAACAAAAAUGAGUUGAACGGUGUAUAUGCAUUUAUGAAUCCUGCAUCUGUGGCAUCUACUGAUGGCUUAGGGUACAACGAGCGUGUAGCUUUGCUUUUUCAGCGAUUGAGCAACAUAC
Cannabis sativa is the source of this 4514-nucleotide messenger RNA. RefSeq lists its product as uncharacterized. The transcript is spliced from 6 exons. NCBI's taxonomy places the organism in Eukaryota, Viridiplantae, Streptophyta, Magnoliopsida, Rosales, Cannabaceae. The coding region runs from base 3213 to 4289 and encodes 358 amino acids. The record is from RefSeq and is a predicted model, not a curated record.